Messenger RNA from Hemibagrus wyckioides, 3548 nucleotides. RefSeq names its product somatostatin receptor type 2-like. The record is from RefSeq and is a predicted model, not a curated record. Gene Ontology annotation, cellular component: membrane; neuron projection. Bases 290 to 1399 code for a protein of 369 amino acids. NCBI's taxonomy places the organism in Eukaryota, Metazoa, Chordata, Actinopteri, Siluriformes, Bagridae. The transcript is spliced from 3 exons. Gene Ontology annotation, molecular function: neuropeptide binding; somatostatin receptor activity. Gene Ontology annotation, biological process: cellular response to glucocorticoid stimulus; neuropeptide signaling pathway; cellular response to estradiol stimulus.
CAUCGCUGUUCUCACUGCAGAUGCCUGGAAUACUCCACAGAUCUCGUUCACUCGGACUCACGUCGCACCGCAUUGCAUUACCGCGACGCGCACUAUGAAACAAGCGCCUGUGUUUAAGGGACCAGUGAAUGAACUCACUUUAACUGGAUUAAAAAUGUCCAGAGCAGAAAAAUGCCCAUUCCCGCGAUGACUUGGAAAUAGGGUUCUCCACUUUCCUCCUACCACCCAAAAAAUGCCAUAAGGCAAAGGUUUAAUUUCAAGAAUGGCAGUAAACUGACUGAGUGGCAGCAUGGACCUUUGGAUAUUUCCAUCCUUACUCCCAAACUUGUCAGAGCCUCUCAUGUAUGAGAGCUUCAUGCUGGGCAAUGAUUCAGAUGAGAGCUUAAGGAAUGCCACUGACCACAGCUUCACCAAGACUGGCACAGUGGUCAUCACUUUUAUUUACUUUGUAGUUUGUGCUGUAGGGCUUAGUGGCAAUGCUCUGGUAAUUUAUGUCAUUUUGCGUUAUGCCAAAAUGAAGACUGUAACCAACAUUUACAUCCUUAAUUUGGCUGUGGCUGAUGUACUUUUCAUGAUGAGCCUGCCCUUCAUUGCAAUCCAGUUAGCCCUGGUUCACUGGCCCUUUGGAGCAGUGUUGUGCCGUGUGGUCAUGACUGUGGACUCUCUCAAUCAGUUCACCAGCAUCUUCUGUUUGAUGGUCAUGAGCAUUGAUAGAUACUUGGCAGUGGUGCAUCCUAUCAAGUCAACCAAGUGGAGGAAGCCUCGACUGGCCAAGACCAUUAACCUGGCAGUGUGGGGAGUCUCCUUGCUGGUCAACUUGCCCAUCAUCAUCUACAGCAGCUUGAUUACUAAGCCAGGUGGUUGUUUCUGCACCAUUGUGUGGCCUGAGCCACAGGAGGCCUAUUACACAGCCUUCAUGUUCUACACUUUCUUUCUGGGCUUCUUUCUGCCUUUAAUGGUUAUUUGCCUGUGCUACCUGCUCAUCAUAAUCAAAGUAAAAUCAUCUGGGAUACGAGUAAGCUCCUCAAAGCGGAAGCGCUCAGAAAGGAAGGUGACACGCAUGGUGUCCAUUGUGGUUGCUGUGUUUGUGUUUUGCUGGCUUCCAUUUUAUGUUUUUAAUGUGACAUCUGUAACUGGCACCAUUAGCACCACACCCAUAUUGAGGAGCACCUUUGCAUUUGUGGUGGUUCUGGGAUAUGCUAACAGCUGUGCCAAUCCCAUUCUCUAUGCCUUCUUGUCAGAGAAUUUCAAGAAAAGCUUCCAGAAUGUUCUGUGCCUGAAAAAAGUAGGUGGCCUGGAUGAGAUUGACCAUAGUGACAGUAGGCAAGAUAAGACAAGGAUGAACCCUAGCGAAACUCAAAGCACACUACUGAAUGGAGACCUGCAGACCAGCAUUUAAGAGAAAGGAACAAAACACAUGCAUAAGGUUAUGGACAACAGAUUGGUGAAAAAAAUAUAUUGAGGAAGAAGACUGCUAAAUAGGCAUCAACCACUUUCAUGGACUGACAGAAGAAAAAGUAUGGUGUUUUUUUCCAGUUAUAGAUAAAGGUGAUAUGUCCUUGUAACUCUUGUCUUACUCUUCAUUUGUAAUAUACUGAACAUAUCAGAGUAUUGUUUUAUGAAUAUCCCAGGACUAUUAAAUUGUUUUCCUGAAGUCACUGCAAAAUUCGAGCAAGAUGACCAUAAAGUUCUUCAGACUGUAGAGGGUCAUCAGACACCAGAGGUGACAGCAGACACUUAAUUAACUGUAUCAUAUAAGGAGUCAAGGGUUGCUUGCUGUUGACAAGUUUACCUGAAGAUAGCAGUUUACCCCAUGACGCAAAGUUAUAAAUGCAACACUCAUCUAUCUGUUUCAACAGAAUGAUCUCUUAUUCUUUUGUGUGUGAAAUGUUGAAAGAAGUACCAUUCCUAAUGAAAACCUUUAUUAUUAUUAUUAUUAUUAUUAUUAUUAUUGGCUUUUGAGCUAUUGAAAAUUAAAGGUGCCUCCACAGAAGGUACCUGAGCAUCUAUAAUUAUGUAAUCCUUCCUUUCUGACAGGACAAUGUUUUGUAUUUUUCAUUUUUUUCCCCUGUAAAUAGUAUUAUUAUAUUUGCUGAGACCUCUGUAAGGUACAUCAUUCAUGUGAUCCAUCCCUCUCUUAUCCAAAUGUAGCUUGCCUGUCAUAUUUAAUGGAACAGCUACUGGCUGAACACUAACCAAAUUGCUGCUAGAGUGUAUAGAUUUCUGUUUAAUUCUGGAGAUUAUUGUCUUGUUCUUGCCAUAACCUUUAUUUAAAAUGUACAACCUUCUCCAACUGGGCACAUAUAUGUUACGUAGAAUAAAUUCCAAUCUGUGUUUCUUAUACUGUAUAAUCACAAUUAGUAAAUAUCUUGUGCCAUUUAUUAGUUUGUGUCAAAACAGCUGGACUGAUAUUUACGUUCCCUAAAAGUUCUUCCUUUAUAUUUCUUGUAUACGUUGGAACAAAAUCCAGAUAAUACAACAGAACAAUACAUAGGAAGCACAAAUACACAAUUGUGAGAUGUUUGUUUAUGUAGGUCUGUUUACUCCAGUCUAUAUAGAAAUAUCGAAUUGUGAAGGGCUAGAACAUGUGCUUACUUGGGCACUCAUGUUCCUUUAAAUUCCUUGCAGUUUCUUUCACUCACACUAUCCUGAGUAUCCAUUGCAUGCUAUGGUUCCUUGCAAAUAUGAGUACACGGAUAUUGGUGUGAUCACCUAUCUGCUUGAAAAGAUUGCUUGGUGUGCGUUUCCCCAUGUUUGAACAUGUCAGUGUGUGAAGGUCCUCUGUUUGAAUAGAGUCUAUUUCUAGUGUUCACUCUAGUUCUUGCCCAAAUGUCACUUUACUGCAAGAACAUCUGUGUUUAAAUCAGCUUGUAGAUAUUUAGAAUCCACAUCAUUUAGAUAAAUGAAAGAAUCUGAUCAUAGAUAUUGAUACAGAGCUCAAACCCUUGCAGGCUCACCAUGCAAUCUGAAAGCUUGAACGUCAGUGCUAAAGGAUAGUACAAAGAGCAGAACAGGCUAUGUGAUACUGCAUCGAUACACAGAUCUUUUGCAUUGUAAUUAUAGGUACAUUAAUCUUAUGGAUGAACAGAAGGAAUAGUGGCAAAUUCCUAUGCAUUUGUUACUGCGUGUUCUUGUCUUGGUAAAAGCUUUCCUCAUCAGAGUGAAUGUGGGGUUAGUGCGUGUUGCAUUGCAUUAUUGGGAAACAUCGCCAUCUGGUGUGGGAAACAAUGUUUUUUGACCCACUGAUAAAAAUCACGUUAUUAACAAUGUAGAUUAGUAUGAUGUGGCAAACAUUAUGUCUUCUUUCUUUCUCAUACGACCAAAAUUUUUGAAAGUGUUCAAUGCCAGUCCAUGACUUUGCGUCUGAAUACUUGCAAAUGUUUUGUUUUAGAUACCACUAACCAAAUAAAGUACUUGUAUGAUACUAUAAACUGAAAUAUGUUUCAAUGUUAUGUUAAUGUUUGUGUCAGUUCAGUGUUUUUACUUGGAAGCAAAACAUUUUCUCAUUAAAUAUCCUUGCAAUCUUACCUCGCUUUUUUGCAUGUCGU